This is a messenger RNA of Arachis duranensis, 485 nucleotides long. RefSeq names its product alpha-methyl-mannoside-specific lectin. Lineage: Eukaryota; Viridiplantae; Streptophyta; Magnoliopsida; Fabales; Fabaceae. The record is from RefSeq and is a predicted model, not a curated record. Gene Ontology annotation, molecular function: carbohydrate binding.
UGCAACCACCAAGUGGGAGAGGAGAGAUGGCCAAACCCUAAAUGUUCUGGUAACCUAUGAUGCUAACUCUAAAAACCUACAAGUGACAGCUAGCUACCCUGAUGGUCAAAGUUAUCAGUUAAAGUAUAUGGUUGACUUGAGGGACCAUCUUCCAGAAUGGGGUAGGGUUGGAUUCUCAGCUGCUUCGGGACAACAAUACCAAUCUCAUGAGCUUCAAUCUUGGUCCUUCACCUCAACCUUAUUGUACACUUCACCUCACUACCUUAAACUUGGACGCUCCAUGAUAUGAUAUGGAAGAAUAAUGGUCUCUAUAUCACAAAUCUAGCUUUCAUGCAUGUAAGAUAUGGAAAUAACAUGACAAGUAUUGUCCACGGUCUAAGUUUUUAUUUCGUAAUGUUAAAACAACGCGCGUCAACUUUCUUUUGUAUGAAUAAUGUAUGAGUUUGUUAUCCUUUUCUUAUACAAGUGUUGUCAUCUUUACAUUA